AUGGAAGAUGACUCCCGUUUGGUCCCCCGCCAGAUCUGGGCGAACCCGACGACAACAUCCAGCAGGACCUAUCAACCAGGUUGUACCCCAGUGGUAUUACCGAAAGAUGGAAUCGUGCAUCUCAACAACUCCUUCCUGGUCACCAUUACAGAAAAUGCCAUCUUCGAACCGGCUUGCACCAGUACUCGCCCCACCGAAAGCUCUCAUGUCUCAGCCGUGCUAGAUACGCGCGACCCAUUCUAUUCCUCGAUCACGCCGCAACUAUAUGCCAUCGGUUGCGCCACGGUCGUCAGUUAUCUCCUUGUAAUUAUUCUCUUUAUCACUCCGCGCACUUUCUAUGUUGGUGGUCCUGGUGGAGGCGCAAAUUUUCUUGGACGCCGUGGCAUGAUCAGUGGCUCAUACAGUGGUAACUCGUCCGUGGUGGGAGUCGGUGGCCGGCCCUGGCUACAAAAAGUAGCCGCGAUCCUUGUCGCGAUCUCAUUAACGAUUGCCACGGCGGACUCUUUCAAAGUGGCGGAGCAGCAGUAUGACUAUGGAUACUCAGAUGCCGAGGCCCUGUCCCAGAAAGUCAUUGAUGGGCUGGAGAUUCGCAUCGUUCGGGUAAUUUCGAGCACGUUCUUGUGGCUCGCCCAGGUCCAAACGUUGAUUCGAUUGUUUCCACGCCACAAGGAGAAAGUCAUGAUAAAAUGGGCUGGCUUCGCGCUGAUCGUGCUUGAUACAACCUUCAGCAUUCUGGAGAACUUCUUUAUCCGAAACACAUUGACACGACCCAGGCUCUACGAUGAUGCGAUUCCGGCCCUAAGUUACUUGUUUGAGCUGGCUCUCAACUUGCUCUAUGCCGCAUGGGUUAUCUUCUACUCAAUAUCCAAGCAUCGCUUUGCAUUUUUCCAUCCCAAGAUGCGAAACAUCUGCCUAGUGGCUCUUCUCUCGCUUUGCGCCAUCCUCAUACCCGUUGUCUUUUUUGUCUUGGACAUUGCGAAACCCGAAAUCGCAGGUUGGGGUACCUAUAUCAGAUGGGUUGGAUCUGCUGCGGCGAGUGUGGUCGUUUGGGAAUGGGUGGAGCGCAUCGAAGCGCUCGAACGAGACGAAACGAAAGAUGGAAUUCUCGGCAGAGAAAUCUUCGACGGCGAUGAGAUGCUCGAAGUCACUCCUUCCGAAGAAGUUGACUGGCCGCGCUAUACAAACCAAGGGAAUGACAAAGGCGGUGGAAACGGUGCAUCUUCAGGCUGGGGCGGCGUGAUGGGCUUGGCGCAUCGGCCAUUACGGAACCGAGUGGGCAUCACUCGUGGCAAAUUAAAUCGUGGUGCGGGAGGCCAAUCCAAGAAUCAAACGGCUGGUACGGCACCGCGGCACUCCAUUGCGAAUCGCCCUACUCCGCCCCCGGCUGUCAUUACGCCAGUCAGCCGGGCUGAUACUACCAGCGCAGCCAGCACGGUAUAUAAUGUCCGCUACCACCCCGUCGCCAGUCCUACACCCCCGGUGGGCAUGCCACAUAUGAAUGAAGAAGACGAGUUGGACGAAAAAGAAGCAGAGAAUGAGCGAAGACAACCUGCCGACCCUGCCGAGCACAAUAUCUCUGGCGAAAACACCCGAGAACAGUCGCCGCAGAUUGUGCAUACCGACCCACGAUGGCGCACUCUAUUCAACCCCUUCAAACGGAGACGAGCAUCUCUGCCAAAGGAAGUAGCAUUUGCACAGGCUGGCGAAGAAGCAUCGGCUGUCAAGGAACCGUAUCCCGCAGAUGAGGCUCAAGAGCCGCCUGUGGCGCCGUCAAGAGCCGACCAUUUCUUUUCUCUUCAUCGCAAAGGACGACGUGGCUCUGGAUCGCAGACCGCCGACGCUCCCUUACCAGUCACUGUAAUUCCCGCUCGCCGCCGCGGCCAACAGACAUGGUCGCCCCAGAAUCGACUGUUGGAGCCGUCUACACCCCAUGAACCACGACCUUCCCGAUCUGAUCUUCCCGUAAGGGUCAUUCCGUCCCAACCGCAAGCUUCCGCGCCAUGGACUGACGCGGAUGCUGGGAGAGGAAACGGCGACUAUGUGCUCCGGUAUGACCCCGAAGCCGCGGCCCUCAUCGACGAGGAUGUGAACCGUGCUACUCAGGAUGGCUCUGCUACGCAUUUCGAUCAACGCAGCUGGACAGAAACGACUGCCUCGGAGUCCAGGAACGAUGCGCCGUCUGGGCAAGCUGAUCUGCAGCAUGAUGAACCCCCUGUCUCCAAAUCGCAGUCUGGCCCGGAGCGUGGGACGUCCCCGAGUCAGUCGCCGCGUCAGGACAAUUCGUAA
Penicillium alfredii is the source of this 2286-nucleotide messenger RNA. Its product is annotated as PalH/RIM21 family protein. The transcript is spliced from 2 exons. NCBI's taxonomy places the organism in Eukaryota, Fungi, Ascomycota, Eurotiomycetes, Eurotiales, Aspergillaceae. Bases 1 to 2286 code for a protein of 761 amino acids. The record is from RefSeq and is a predicted model, not a curated record. Gene Ontology annotation, biological process: cellular response to pH. Gene Ontology annotation, cellular component: plasma membrane.